AUGAAAACCGAAGUUUUCAUGAAGGAGGACAAAUAUCAUUGGUCGUCAGGCUGGAAAGAAGAGGAGUGGGGCUCUAUAGCUGCGUGUGAGGUUGAGUGGGAUGUGCCCGGCCAGCGGCAAGCACAGGGCAACAAACGCAGCGACCUGAAGCAGGAAUGCCGGGUGGGAGGAGCCUUCUUAUUUGGUGUUGAAUUUAGGUUCGUCGUACUUUGUGUCAAAAAUCACGAGUUCGGAAGUGAUUUCAGUCAUCUAUUUAUCAUGGGUGCUCACGUCUCUAGAACAGACUUCGAGUGGUCCUAUUCAGAAGAGCCUCAUGCUAGCCGCCGAAAAGAAAUAUUGGCUAAAUAUCCACAAAUUAAGAAGUUAUUUGGUUACGACCCAAAAUUCAAAUGGGUUGUCACUAGCAUGGUGAUCACCCAGUUCAUUACAAUGUAUGCUUUAAAAGAUCAGUCUUGGCCCAUGUUACUUCUUGUAGCAUAUUGUUUUGGUGGUGUUAUUAAUCACUCCUUGAUGUUAGCCAUUCAUGAAUUAUCUCAUAAUUUGGCCUUUGGACAUGCCCGGCCAUUGGCAAACCGAAUCUUUGGAAUAUUUGUAAACUUGCCUAUUGGACUACCAUUCUCUGUGAGCUUCAAGAAGUAUCACCUAGAGCACCAUAGGUACCAAGGUGAUGAAAAGAAAGACACAGAUAUUCCCACUUAUUUAGAGGCCAAGCUCUUCUGCAACACGUUUGGAAAAUUUUGUUGGGUGUGUCUCCAACCAUUUUUUUAUGCACUGCGCCCUGUUAUCACUUACCCCAAGCCACCUACUGCGAUGGAAGUGUACAAUGUCAUCAUUCAACUUUCAUUUAAUGCAUUUGUGUAUUAUUAUCUAGGUGGCAAGAUCCUUGUGUACAUGAUCGCAGGAUCAUUAAUGGCAAUGGGAUUGCAUCCAGUUGCUGGACACUUCAUUUCUGAGCAUUAUAUGUUCAAGAAAGGUUAUGAAACAUAUUCUUACUAUGGUUGCCUCAACUGGAUUACUUUCAAUGUUGGCUAUCAUAAUGAACAUCAUGAUUUCCCUGCUGUGCCUGGAUCACUUUUACCCGAGGUGAAGAGGAUAGCACCAGAAUAUUAUGAAAACUUGCCACAACACAAUUCCUGGGUUAGUGUGCUGUAUGACUUCAUAACAGAUCCUGACAUAGGACCAUAUGCUCGUAUAAAGAGAAAGAGUAGAGGAUUGGAUUCAUAAAUUAGUGGGGUGUUUUUUGUAAAUAAAUAUCAAAGAACAGGAAAGAUAAUGAUGGUUGUAAGCCAAACCAUUCCUGCAACCAUAGUCUGUCACGUUGGAUACUGAAUUGGUGCUGUAGCAAGAUCUAAAUUAGAUAUUUGAAGUAUAAAAAUAUAAUGUAUUUUUGUCAAAACUUGUGCAUUAAUUUGAAGUCACUGUGGAAGUUUAUACUGUGUCUGUAGUGCAAAAAAAUUUUUAUAGGAGUAAUGUUGUAAAUUAUAAUAUUUAACAUUGCUAAAGGAGAUUGGCUUUUGUAACAAAAUUAAAACUAUAUGUCAAUGCAGAUGUUUUACAUCUAUGAAGAAAAUAUAUGUAGUUACAGGCUAAUUUCUGAAAAUGUCUUACUAUUAUCCUGCAAAUGACAAUGGAAUUAAAUGAGACUCAUUUCACUACUUCUGACAUCUUUAAAGUUUCUGUUCAAUUAACCUUUAUGCUAUCUUUAUUUCAUGUAUUUACUUCUACAUUUUCAUCGCAUUUCUUGGGUUCACACAAACACUUCAAUAUUUUUUCCCAGGCAGGUGAUAUACUUUGUGUCAAACUCUGUACAUGAAACUUGCUCUUCCAAUGUAUAGACACUAAUGAGAACAAAGGCUUACAAUUUCAUGAAAUUUGGUUGAAACAUUUUAGGCAUAAAAAUAUUCAUGCUUUCUUUUCUAUUCUUCUGUUCCUUUUCUUAUCAAGUCAGUAAAGUUAACUGUGAUGUUGAAUUGCUCUUCCAGUGCAGUAAAAAUGCACUAGCAUUGCAUUUCUAUAACCUAAAGUAUGUGUUCCACUAAACAAAAUAAUUUUCUUCACUGUAUUUAUUUAUUAUAUUAUAAAUUGUUAAGUUACCUAAUUGUAUGCAUAUUUUGAUCAUCUGCUUCCAUUUCAAAUAAAUAUUUCUUUAGUGAAAAUUCUUCAUGUUAAUACAUUUUUGAAGUAUAUGCAAUUGAGUAUAAAUGAAUUAUAUUGAAUUAUAUUAUUUGUAAAGAAAAAGGGAGGAAUGAAGUUAAAUUGAAAUUAAAAUUAAAUAAUAUAGUUGCUAACAAUUUUGAGCGAAGAUAGAUUAUUGAGAAGAGCAGUCUGUUGAGCAAAUAUGGAUUAGCAUAUGGUAUUUUUGAAAUCAUAAUGUAAAUGUGAAUUUUUCAUUUUACGUUGCAGAACCCUACUAAGUUUUAAAAUUUGACAACUGUUCUUUGAUAUUAGAGAGUAAAGAAAUUGAGGGUAUGCAAAGUUGUCUGAUCGGAAAGUGAAUUUUCAGAGUAAUUUAUACAGUAUAAUUUUUCGUGCCCACCUUGUAAUUAAAAUUUGAAUAUGCAAAGUAAAGGCCAGUGUAAGUUAUAACUUAAUUUUUCUGGGCACUGAACUUUUUUAAAAUAUGUACUGAACCUUGGAGACAUUUUGAUUUGUGUAUAUUCUCUCAAAAUUGUUGUAACUUCUGUAAGUGGAUUAAUGUAUUAUAAAAGUGUACAUUUAUUAAUCAUUGCUUUUGAAUUUAUUUCAGUAUUGUAGUAUUAAUACUAAUUUUUAUUGUAAAUGUUUACUAUAUUAUGAAAAGUGUGUUUUAGUGGAAUGUAAUCAAAUAAUUUAUCAAUGAUCAUGAUUGAUUUUUGUAGUAGACCCAUUGUGGAUAGACAAAAAGAUCUGAUGCAUAUAUGUAUAGUGAUAAUGAUGAAUGAUGUUCUAACAAUACUUUACCCUGUGGUUUUAAAUUGAUUUGAAAGCACAUUAGACCAAGACGUUUAGGGGUCACAGAGACUAGUACUAUUGAAAUAAAUUAUGUUAUUUACAAAAUAUUUCUUUUCAAAUGAAGUUUUUAAUAAUCUAUUGUAACUUACUAAUUUUUGUAUGUUGUAUGUGAUUUUGUGUCUCUUUCAUGUAAUUUUACAUUUCAUAAUGCUGCAGAUGGAUUCUCUAGUUCUGUUUUGACUUAACUGUGUUAAAAUGAAAGCAUGCAUGGUUGGCAAUUAUUGUAUUACUAGUUUAACAAGUUUGCCAAAGGAAGCUGUGAGGAAUAAAUCAGUUAUCCCUUUGAUUAAUAGUUGUUACAUAAAUAUGUAUUACAUCAAGAAUUCGUUAAAUUGAAAUAUCUUUUGUAUAAUUUGGCAUUAUAUCUUGUGUCAGAGGAGUUAAAUGUUGAUUGCUGGCAAGAUACAGUCUCCGGUCCCUGGCUUUUUUGUGAUAAUGCUUUAACUGCUAACAAAGAGAUGUGCAAAAUUCACUAUAGUUUGUAUUGUUACUGCUAAAUAACAUUACACUGCUGUAAGGAAAAUGUGUUAAAUGUGAUUUUGCUUACGUGCUUUAUUGUUGAUGUUUUGUUCUGAAUUGGGACCUUUUGUUGAAGGCUUAAAUAUGAUGUGCAGUUAUUAAUAUUUUAAGUAUGUUUCUGGUCAAAUUAUAUUGCUCAAUAUUCCCCUUUGUUAGGGGCCAAAGUAAUGGUGGAGUGGAAGUUGACAGUUGUUUCUCUUUUUAUAUAUUUUGUCCUAACCUUGUGAAAAAAUUAUGGAAGAUAAAAGCAAGUAAUUUGAUGUUUCUUAAGCCAAUAAAUUUCAUAUUAAAAUAUUUUAUGUAGUAUCUUGUGUGCCUUGAAAAUAAACUGCAGUUGAUGCAGGUUCUCUUGUAGAUCUUGAGAG
Gryllus bimaculatus (two-spotted cricket) is the source of this 3875-nucleotide messenger RNA. The record is from the annotation of a GenBank genome assembly. Lineage: Eukaryota; Metazoa; Arthropoda; Insecta; Orthoptera; Gryllidae.